This is a messenger RNA of Aptenodytes forsteri (emperor penguin), 1371 nucleotides long. RefSeq names its product zinc finger protein 648 (gene ZNF648). Gene Ontology annotation, molecular function: DNA-binding transcription repressor activity, RNA polymerase II-specific. Lineage: Eukaryota; Metazoa; Chordata; Aves; Sphenisciformes; Spheniscidae. The transcript is spliced from 3 exons. The record is from RefSeq and is a predicted model, not a curated record. Gene Ontology annotation, biological process: negative regulation of transcription by RNA polymerase II. The coding region runs from base 1 to 1371 and encodes 456 amino acids.
AUGGACGGCGGGGCCACCGGGCCCUGUGGCACUGAGGACACCGCAGUGACCCUGGAGAGCAACUCUGGGGAGGAGUCCAGAGAUGGCCGCUCCAGCUAUGUCACUGAGCGAGCGUCGGCUCUUGCCAGCGCAGAGACCGUCAGGCCAGGGGGUCCACAGAGGUCCACCUUGGAGGAGCAUCCCUACCAGUGCCAGCAGUACAGGGCCAAGCCCUACAUCUGCGAGCUCUGCAGCAAAGCCUAUUCACACCAGGGCACACUGCAGCAGCACCACCUGCACACGGGCAAGUGGCCCUAUGAGUGCCCCUUCUGUGCCAAAACCUACACCUGGUCCUCAAACUACCGCAAGCACAUCCACACCCACAUGGGCGAGAGCCCCUACGGCUGCGCUGACUGUGGGAAGGCCUUUGCCCCCUCCUCCGAACUCCGCAAGCACCAGCGCAACAUGCACCGCAACAACAAGCCUUUCCCCUGCCCCGACUGUGGGCACACCUUCAACAAGCCCCUCUCCCUGCUCCGCCAUCAGUGGGCACACUUAGGGGCCACGCCGUUCCCCUGCCCCAACUGUGGGAAGGCCUUUGCCGUGGCCAGCCGGAUGGUGGAGCACCAGCGGGACGGGCAACACAUCCACACCCACAUGGGCGAGAGCCCCUACGGCUGCGCUGACUGUGGGAAGGCCUUUGCCCCCUCUUCGAACUCCCGCAAGCACCAGCGCAACAUGCACCGCAACAACAAGCCUUUCCCCUGCCCCGACUGUGGGCACACCUUCAACAAGCCCCUCUCCCUGCUCCGCCAUCAGUGGGCACACUUAGGGGCCACGCCGUUCCCCUGCCCCAACUGUGGGAAGGCCUUUGCCGUGGCCAGCCGGAUGGUGGAGCACCAGCGGGUCCACACCGGCGAGCGGCCCUUCGCCUGCGCCGUAUGCGGCAAGGCCUUCACCAAGUCAUCCAACCUCUUCAAGUACCAGACGCUGCACGCGGGUGAGUGGCCCUACGAGUGCCCCGACUGCAGCAUGGCCUUUGUCCAGUCCUCCUGCCUCACCCGCCACCGUCGCACCCACACUGGCGAGCCACCCUUCACCUGCCCCCACUGCACCCAUGCCUUCACCCGCCCCCACUGCACCCACGCCUUCACCCGUGCGGCCACCCUCAAGUGGCACCAGCAGCUCCACGGCAGCUCCCUGCACCGGUGCGGCACCCUGCCGACCCCAACAGCCCCUCUGCAUGGACUGCAAUACCUCCCAGCAUGGUGCGGAGGAGCCCUGGCCUCCCCAGCAUGGCUGGGGAAAAACCACAUCUGGGGUUGUGAGUGCCCCUGCACCCCAUGGAGCCCCUGGCACAUGGCCGUCGGCGAAAGAGGAGGCAGUCGGUGA